Lachancea fermentati is the source of this 1791-nucleotide messenger RNA. NCBI's taxonomy places the organism in Eukaryota, Fungi, Ascomycota, Saccharomycetes, Saccharomycetales, Saccharomycetaceae. The record is from the annotation of a GenBank genome assembly.
AUGAACUACCAACGAGAAAUACAAAUAAAACGAAUAUCACUUGUCUGCAAUUCUUGUCGCGCCAAAAAAGUAAAAUGCGACAAGAUAAAGCCUUCCUGCUCGAGGUGCCUGAAACAUGGCACCCAAUGCAGCUAUACUCCAUAUAGAAAUAAGCAAAAAUCAGCCACUGUUGAGUCUCUGCAGAUGGAGGUCGAAAAAUUGAAAGAGCAACUGUCGAUUUGCUCUUCAUCAUCUACGUCUUCAUUCGAAACGCCUUUCGCAGAGAGCUCGGUCCAGUGGUGUGAUUUGGCUGUCCCGUUAUGCAUCAACGGAAAUUGGAAGUGUAACUAUCCUCCAUUUUCUGACUUGGGCCUUUUUGCUCGAGAUCGUCGGCUGCGGGACAGCAUUCCAGAAUUAUUUCACAACGAUGAAACUAAGAAGAAAAACGAACUUCAAGCAACAAAUAUCAAUGAAUCUUUAUACAAAGUGUUAUCAAGCGUCGAAGAUCUGAUGAAAAUGAAGUCUUUGUUCCUCAAAACGAUUUGGCCUCAUUACCCAUUCAUAGAUGUCGAGACUUUAAAUUAUGCCUUUGAUCAAGUUAAACAAAACGACACAUUUAUUUUCCCUUCUACUUCGGCUGCCUUGAAUUUGGUUAUAAUUAUUUCAUCCUUGACCAAAACAUCGCAAGCCGAUUUCCAAGAUCUCCUUCAAAUGGUUCAUAUCUUGGAAAUUUCAAGUUCUCCUAGUGAGCACAAUUUGGCCAUUUUAUUAUAUCUCAAACUGUCCGCCACUCUCAGUGCACUCUCUCUAACCAUAAGAGACAAUCUUUCAGACAUCAUUCUUAGUAUGGCUUUGGAGUUGGGUAUUUUUUGUGAUGCAGCCAACUUUAAAAAUAGGAGUCUGCGAGCUAAUUUAUGGUUCGGAACUGUCAUUCUCCUUGACUCACACUAUGUUGACAGCCUUUACAUCAAGGACUGCGCUUAUUACGAUACCACGCCGUUAAGCAUCAGAUAUCAAAUCAAGACAAAGUUUAUCACUAUGUCGCGACAAAUUUCAAAUUCAGUAUCUUUUAGCGAGUUAGAAUACUCUUUGAAUACAUUAGAAUCAUAUUAUGAGACUGAAGUGAAAUCUCAAUGCGAAGAGGGAAUAGCAUACCAUUGCCAAAUUUCUCUUUUGUCUUUGAAGCUGAAUGCUUCUAUGCUCAUGAUGUUACUAGAGGAGGGCGAUUUUUCUCUACAGGAUGCUCGUGUGUGUAAUUUACUUGUUGAUUUUGAGCGAUUGUCGAGUGCACUGAUAGUCUACUUUUCUCGGGAUGAGGUUGAGAUUGUUAUUUUGAAUAAUGAUACAGUUGCUGCAAUUAAAAUUCUAUCAUCCUUCGCGCUUAGUAUCGCUCUGAGGAUAUCAAGUGAUGAUCAUCAGAGGGUAUCUGUCCUGUCAAAAUUACAAAGAGGAAUUCGUGAGAUCUUCAAAAGCGUCCAAAGGUGUCAAGCCGAUUUCGGGUGGUUGAACAUAGUUUUGAAAUGGCUUUCUCCAGAUUGCUGCGGAGGGAGUUCAAGCUGGGAUCGAGACUGCGAAUCUUUAAUUUUUAACGACUUUGGCGGCCAAAAACCCAACGACAAUGCCAUUGGUGAUCUUUUGUUCCUAACGGAAGACGAAAGCUCUCCUUCUCUGUGCGUAUCGGGAAAUUUCAAGCAGCAAGCAUCCUCAGAUUUUCAGGAACACUUGAAUUUUGUUGAUAAAUGUCACAAUGUAUCACUAGCUUUGUGUGACAUUCAAGAUGUCGAAUUUGAUAUAUGCCAAUUUUUUAAGUAG